AACAGAACGGAAAGGCUACGAUGCAAAGGCAGAGAAGCCCUGGGUCGAGGUAUGGCGGGGUUCAGCAGAACAUGCUUGCUGACUGUGGAUUGGAUAGUUGGAGAGGACAGCUUGCCAACGAUUGUUUAAGCUCAAAAGUUAGUUAGGUUCCUGCGAAGGCCGCGUUUCCGUUCGGACCAUCACCCCGACGUCUCAGCGACUCCCCACGGCCUCCGCCAACGCAGCGCACCUCACCAGCACGCAAGGCUCCCAGCGAGCCCGCAAGCAAAAGCCCCCGGGCACCCCCAACGCUCGUGCUUUGAUCGCCACGCCCGUAUCCGCAUCCCGCAACCCCAGACGACCCGCCGACACCUCCGAUGCGGCAUGUCCCUCUCACAUCAAUACCACCAGCCCAACGCGCCAGACUCGCCCGUUGAUGACAGCGACUCGGACCUCGAGCUGCUCGACCCCAUCCAGACGCCCGACCAUGACACCGACCCGCCUGCGCCCUCGUCGCGGCCCCAGUACCAGCUGGGCGCCCGAAUUCCUCUCCGCAACCUGCGCGUCGGCAGGCUUCGCGGCAACAGAGACCAGGACCCAGACGCCGAGAGCCUGCGCGGCCUCAUCGACGACGAUGACGCUCCCAAGCACCAUUCUGCUCAUAACAGCAUAGGCACCAUCGGCGACGACGAUGCCCCUUUGCUGCCUACGACGCGCGUAAGAGACGCGGCGCCGAAACAAGGCAGAAUCCAACGGCUAGCCUCGCGCAUGCGGCUACCCAGCUUCAAGUCUUCCAAGAGCUCGCUCGCACCGCCUGAGCAUACCGAAGACCAGGCCGAGGAAGAGCAUGACCCCUCUUCCAACCGUACCGUCGCCGUCGGCCAGGCCCAAUCCACCCGCUUCCCUCCGAACGCUGUUUCCAACGCCAAAUAUACCCCAUGGAGCUUCCUCCCACGCACCCUGUACAACGAAUUUUCUUUCUUCUUCAACAUGUAUUUCUUGCUCGUUGCGCUUUCACAGGUUAUUCCGCCGUUGCGCAUCGGCUACCUCUCCACGUAUGUUGCGCCGCUGGCGUUUGUCUUGUGCAUCACCCUCGGAAAAGAAGCGAUAGAUGAUAUACACCGGCGACGUCGAGACGCCGAAGCCAACUCGGAGAACUACACGGUCUUGAGAUUCGAUGACCCAACAGUCACAGGCACCACAACGGGAAAGAGUUUUGGAUCACGGCGCAAAGGGAAGGACAAGCGCAAGAGCACUCGAACUUCUGAGGUUGGGCGCGAGGAAGAAAACUUGGUUGGCGAGAGACCGACGGCGUCGGUUACAGAGGCCAAUAAGCCUUCAAAAGAUCUCAAGGUGGGCGAUAUCGUCAAGCUUGGAAAAGACCAACGUGUGCCAGCGGAUAUGGUGGUCCUCAAAUCAUAUCUGAGUGAGAAUGCGAUACAAGAGCCCCAGGAACCGUCACCUCCAAUAAAGCCGGAACCGAACCUUAUUGAUACGGAUACAAGUGGUUCAGAGGUCCAGGAAAGUGUGCAGAAGGAGAAUGAAGCGGCGAUGAAGGAGAACACAGCAUCCAGCAGUGAUUCAUCGGGGGAAGCCUUCAUCCGGACGGACCAGCUUGAUGGUGAAACCGACUGGAAGUUACGUCUCGCUUCGUCCCUCACUCAGGCUCUAGACGUCGGUGAAUUCACGCGCUUGCGGAUCGUGGCCGGCAAACCUGACAAGAAGGUCAAUGACUUUGUGGGAACAGUGGAACUUCUGCCGAAACCAAAGAGUGGUUAUGAUCCUCACGAGGGCGAUGCUUCUGAAACGCCACAAUCUGCUCCUCUGACUAUUGAUAAUACCGCCUGGGCGAACACAGUUUUGGCUUCUACAUCUACGGUUCUCGCUGUGGUUGUUUAUACUGGAGUCGAGACCCGUCAAGCCUUGUCUACAUCUCCCUCGAGGUCAAAGACCGGUCUCUUGGAAGUUGAGAUCAAUUCGCUGACCAAAAUUCUUUGUUUCCUCACGCUUGCUCUGUCAUUCAUUCUUGUCGCUCUUCAAGGCUUCAAGGCUGAAGGUGGCAGGGAAUGGUAUGUUUCUGUCAUGCGGUUCCUUAUUCUCUUUUCGACCAUCGUCCCUAUCAGUCUCCGUGUCAACCUGGACAUGGGCAAAUCCGUCUAUGCUCGUUUUAUCGAGAAGGAUCAGGGUAUUCCGGGUACUAUUGUACGAACCAGUACAAUUCCAGAGGAUCUUGGGCGGGUUGAAUAUCUCCUCAGUGACAAGACGGGAACGCUCACCCAAAACGAAAUGGAAAUGAAGAAGAUACACGUUGGUACCGUCUCAUACGCGAAUGAAGCAAUGGACGAAGUCAAUGCCUACGUUCAACAAGCAUUUCCAAUGUCCGCAGACGGAUCGGAGUCUUCGACGCUUAUUACCCCAUCUUCGGCAUACACAGCGCCUGCGACUUCCGCCACGAGAACUCGACGAGAAAUUGGGUCACGUGUGCGUGACGUUGUCUUGGCUCUAGCUCUUUGCCACAACGUUACGCCUACCACGGAGGAAGUGAACGGAGAACUUAUCACGACCUACCAGGCGUCGUCCCCUGAUGAGAUUGCCAUUGUGAGAUGGACUGAAAACGUCGGCCUUCGGCUUCUCCAGCGGGAUCGUCACAGCAUCACCCUUCAAUCCGUGGAAACAGGCCGGACGGUUGUCAAAGUACAGAUUCUCAAUGUAUUUCCUUUUACGUCGGAAGGUAAACGCAUGGGUAUCGUUGUCAAGUUCUUCCAAGGAUCGGAAAAUAGCCCCAGCGACAACGGUGAAAUUUGGUUCUAUCAGAAGGGUGCCGAUACCGUUAUGGCCUCCAUCGUCGCUGCGAAUGACUGGCUUGAUGAAGAAACGGCAAAUAUGGCAAGAGAAGGCCUUCGCACACUGGUCGUCGGACGCAAGAAGCUGUCGCCUCAACAGUACGACGACUUCACCAACCAGUUUUCUCAAGCCUCUUUGUCCUUGCAUGGACGCGACGCCGCGAUGGCGAACGUGGUCAAGGACUUUCUUGAGAACGACCUGGAGCUGCUGGGUGUCACUGGUGUCGAAGACAAGCUGCAGCGCGAUGUCAAACCUUCACUCGAGUUGCUCCGCAAUGCUGGCAUCAAGAUCUGGAUGUUGACGGGUGACAAAGUCGAAACUGCGCGUUGUGUGGCUGUCAGCUCGAAGCUGGUCGCCCGUGGCCAGUAUAUCCACACAGUCGCCAACAUGAAGCGCAAAGACCUCGCCAACGACACUCUGGAUCUUUUGCGUGGAAAACCAGACUCUUGCCUUUUGAUAGAUGGCGAAUCGCUCUCUCUUAUGCUCACGCACUUCCGCGAGGAUUUCAUCUCCAUUGCCGUCCGUCUUCCAACGGUCGUCGCCUGCCGUUGCUCGCCGACACAAAAGGCCGACGUUGCUAAGCUCAUCCGCGCUUACACCAAGAAGCGUAUCUGCUGCAUCGGUGACGGUGGUAACGAUGUUUCCAUGAUCCAGGCAGCUGAUGUCGGUGUCGGUAUCGUCGGCAAAGAGGGAAAACAAGCGUCUCUGGCUGCGGAUUUCUCCAUCGAACAGUUCUGCUACCUCACCAAGCUGCUCGUGUGGCACGGCCGAAACAGCUACAAGCGCUCGGCCAAGCUCGCGCAGUUUGUCAUCCACAGAGGUCUGAUCAUCUCCGUCUGCCAAACCAUUUACAGCAUCGCGUCCAAGUUCGAGCCGAUCGCACUCUACCGCGACUGGCUGCUCGUUGGCUACGCGACGCUGUACACGAUGGCGCCCGUCUUCUCGCUGGUGCUUGACCGCGACGUCGACGAGUCACUGGCGAAUCUAUACCCGGAGCUGUACAAAGAGCUCACGACAGGCCGCAGCCUGAGCUAUAAGACGUUCUUCAUCUGGGUGGCCGUGUCCAUCUACCAAGGCAGCAUGAUCCAAGGGCUCUCGCAGAUUUUGGUAGGAGUGACCGACUUCCACAAGAUGGUCGCCGUGUCGUUCACGGUGCUGGUGAUGAACGAGCUAGCCAUGGUGGCCGCAGAGGUCACGACGUGGCACCCGGUUAUGAUCUUCAGCAUCCUGGGCACGGCCAGCAUCUUCUUCGGCAGCAUCCCGUUCUUGGGCGACUACUUUGACCUGCAUUACAUGAUUACGGUCGACUUUGCGUGGCGCAUUAUUGUGAUUGCGGCGAUUGCGCUGGUGCCGCCUUAUGCGGGCAAGAUCAUUGGACGUACGAUUAGACCGCCAAGCUAUCGCAAGGUGCAGGCUGUUUAGAGGGCGUUGGUGCGCGUAUGUAUAUGUAGGUAGCUGGCCUCUUUGGGGCGUCGCAACUAUUUUUUGUCUUAUUUC
This is a messenger RNA of Aplosporella prunicola CBS 121167, 4320 nucleotides long. RefSeq lists its product as uncharacterized. Gene Ontology annotation, molecular function: ATPase-coupled intramembrane lipid carrier activity; ATP binding; magnesium ion binding. Lineage: Eukaryota; Fungi; Ascomycota; Dothideomycetes; Botryosphaeriales; Aplosporellaceae. Gene Ontology annotation, biological process: phospholipid translocation; endocytosis; retrograde vesicle-mediated transport, Golgi to endoplasmic reticulum. The coding region runs from base 364 to 4245 and encodes 1293 amino acids. The record is from RefSeq and is a predicted model, not a curated record. Gene Ontology annotation, cellular component: plasma membrane; trans-Golgi network; endosome. The transcript is spliced from 2 exons.